AGUCUUUCUCUCUCCAACCACCACCGUGUCAUGAUAGACCAUCUUUUGGGUCGCCCGAAUCCAUCCUGGAAAAGAAUCCAGGUGGUUCUAGUAAUAUUCUUCUGGCUGUGGAGGAUUCUACGCGGGAAUCCUGGCGGACCGCGUCUGCUGUGGAUUAGGCGUGCCAAUAGAGCUCUUCGACGCUUCACUCCAUGGCAACUUGUCGUGAGCACUCUGACUGGCGUGUAUGCCGUGCGAAACCUUGACAGGAUCCUGGGUCUUGGCUCACCGGAGCCACUUGCCGAGCUGUAUUCUCCAGCCUACUAUCGCGCCACAUGGAUUAGCACCGGACUGGACGCCGGAUUUGCUACCGCCAUGACCAUACGGCCUAAGUGGCUGAGGGACCUCUGCUCAGUGAUGUUCUCGCUGUACUAUAUUGUCUAUGCUAAUGAAGCCGACGAGAAGCUACGCAAAUUCCGCGCAGUUCCCACUGUAGAGAUGCUCAGAUCGACAUGGGAGAAGACGACUAAUCCUUAUAUUCGCGCACUUACCUACUACCCCAAGGUUACCAUUCGCCGCAAGCUCCUUCUAUCGCGACCUAAUGAUUCCACUUAUACCCGGCGCGUCACGGCAUGGCUAUACUUUGCACCUCCAGAGCAUCAACUAUCAAGGGCUAACGACCUAAUUCUUGACGUUCCCGGAGGCGGCUUCAUCUCAAUGACGCCGGAACAUCAUGAAGAACGCCUGCGUAUGUGGGCGGUGCAUACGGGAAAACCGGUUCUAUCCAUUGAUUAUGGCAAGGCGCCAGAAUAUCCAUAUCCAUACGCCAUCGACGAGUGCUUUGAUGUAUACCGGAUCCUUAUGGAAACUGGAGGUCGGGUCAUCGGCAUGUCUGGUCACAAAUUGAACGUAAUCAUCUCGGGAGAUUCAGCUGGAGCUCAGAUUGCGACUUCUGUAAUGUUCAGGAUAUUAGAGACCCAGCUGAAUGUUCCGCUUCCGUUGGCGCUAGUGCUGAACUACCCUUGUCUUGAUUUCAACUUCACAUCAUGGAUGUCACCCUCCAAUCUGCGUGUGCUACAGUCCGAGGAGUCAUUUGGCCAUCUUGCCGGCCUCGCAGCACAGAAGGACCACUAUGGGCAUAUUAGUCCAUUGUCCAUGGUUGGAGACCGCCGGCCCAUUCGCAGGCGAAAGAGCUGGCGCGAUGCCCUGCGCAACCUGGCGUCUCCAACCUCGGAUAAGAAGCCGCUGCCCCGCCCACGCCGCCCGUCGCCAUCCGUGAGAAACGGUAAGAACGCGAAAACAGACGCAAGGGCGGCCAAUGGCCAUUCUGUGCUUGGCUUCGACGAGGCUGGUGAGAUGGCGGACGUAGAGGAUGAUGCGGACCUGACGCCCCUGAAGGAGGAAGACAAGCCCAUCUUGGCCCGUGUGAGGUUCCAUCCUCAGGUGGACGAAUUCAUAUUGGAACAACAACAGAAAGAAGCAGAAGCGCAGCAGGUCCAGUUGCCAGUAGACAAGGCACCUAUCGGAACCAGACUGACGAUGACGAGCCGCACGGGGUACUUCUCGGACCGCAUAAUUCCGCCUAGUAUGAUGCGUGCCAUGGCCAUUCUGUACAUCGGGCCGUAUCGCAACCCUGACUUCAGCACCGAUUACUACAUCUCUCCGAUCCUCGCGCCAAGUCACCUGCUUGCGCGACUUCCUCCCAUCCUGAUGUCGUGCGGCGAGAAGGAUCCAUUCGUCGACGACACCGUCAUCUUCGCUGGACGUGUGCGCGAGGCAAAGUGGGCGCGCAGGGCAGAGUUGGAUGCUGCGCUCUCAGGCGAGAGCGCCAAGCCCGUUGAGCACUUGCUCAACGGCACGGCGAGGACUCUGAGCCAAGAGGAGACGCAGCGCGCGCUUCGGCGCGAGCGCGAGCUGCUCGCCGGGCAGGGCGAGGAGGACUGGGUGACGAUGCGUAUAUUCUCGGAGUGGAGCCAUGGGUAUCUGCAGAUGCCGAUGCUGAUGCAGGAGGCGCGCACGGCGAUAUACGACCUUGCUGACUGGAUAGACGAACAGUUCGGGAAGAAGGAGCUCGGCUCUGCGACGAAACGUGAUACGAACGGGGCAGCCAACGGGUCGGCGCGCGGGAAGCGCAUUUCGCAGCCUGCGCGUGGGAUGCGGCUGACGAUCCCCUCGCGCACGGAGGAUGGGUUCACGUCCGUGACUUCUGAUACCGAACUGGAGACGGAAACGGACGAUGCGUUGACGUUCUCUCCGAAGAAGAGAGUGACGCCACCGCUGUCCUCCGAUGUGACCGGUGCUAACGGGAAGUCCCUCUCGCCGCCUCGGGUGCUUGCAGGGUCUUUAUCUCCUCCUGGUAGGGGGAAGCACAGCCGCUCGGAGAGUGCCUCUCGUAGGCGUGCUGGUAAGGCAGACGACAACCCGUCCGAAACGGAGCUUCCAGCAACUCCGCGGUUUGAUCUGCUUCAAGAUGUCGUCGGGCAGCCCAUCGCACAGGGCACUGCCGGCGGACAGAAACCUAGACAACGCGAGUCGUCGCCCGGGUUCUCGAGCAGGACGGGGACUCCUGGAAAGUCGGGACAAACUAUCUCGGAAUCCGAAUUGAUGAGGAGACGUCGUCUGCUCGACUCUCAUUUGAUCUCUGAUCCGAAGUAACUUUGAUGCUUUAGCUCGUUCUUGGACUAUGCUCUGCUUGUAGUGGUAUAAUUGAUGUAUGAAGUGCGAUAGCUGGAUUUGUGUAAGUGUAGAAUGGAGUGUAAUUACGGGACAUCGAUCCGCAUAGGAACGCAUGCUACCUAUCUAGUCUCGUUCAGAGGACCU
Molecule: messenger RNA, 2799 nt
Organism: Laetiporus sulphureus 93-53
Lineage: Eukaryota; Fungi; Basidiomycota; Agaricomycetes; Polyporales; Laetiporaceae
Product: alpha/beta-hydrolase
Exons: 10
Coding region: 31-2634 (867 amino acids)
Biological process (GO): triglyceride catabolic process
Cellular component (GO): cytosol
Molecular function (GO): sterol ester esterase activity; triacylglycerol lipase activity
Source: RefSeq, a predicted model, not a curated record